Fusarium poae is the source of this 807-nucleotide messenger RNA. RefSeq lists its product as uncharacterized. The transcript is spliced from 6 exons. Bases 1 to 807 code for a protein of 268 amino acids. NCBI's taxonomy places the organism in Eukaryota, Fungi, Ascomycota, Sordariomycetes, Hypocreales, Nectriaceae. The record is from RefSeq and is a predicted model, not a curated record.
AUGGCCGCGGAAGCUGAGACCAGAGUGCCAGAGCUCAUGGCCAUCAUAGUGACCUUUUUUACCAUUUCAUUCAUAUCUUGUGCAUUGCGGUUCUACGUUCGACUCUUCAUGAUCAAGGCGUUCAAAGGAGAUGACUGGUUAAUGCUCGUCGCUAUGUUGUUUUACACUAUGUAUACUUCUUUCUCCAUUUACGGCCUUACACAAGGGAGUGGUCGACAUAUGGACGAUCUCAGUCUGGAGCAGAUCCACCAAACCAUGAUGUGCUGGUGGCUUGGUUACAUUUGGUACAGUCUCACUAUGAUGGCUUCCAUGGGCUGCGUUGCGAGCGCCGCCGUCGUAGCUCGAUUCCCAUACCUUGCUGGCUUCAAGGAACCUGACUGGCUCUGGCACACCAUAGACGUUGCAAUAUGGUCAAUAAUUGAGCAAGGGUUAGCAAUAACUGCUACCAGCUUGGCAACGCUACGACCUUUGUUCAAACUCGCAGGGUAUCAUUUGGGUCUUGCCAGUCAACCCACAGCAUACAGCACAUCUGGACAUAAACGCAGUAUCGGAUCUGGAAACCACGGCGGCCUUGCUGGGCGCUUUCCAGGGCGUGAAGCUUUCUCGCUCCCAUCUAUCAGUCGCCCAGAAGCUGCAGACAGAAGAAAGAUGGGCUUAAACUCGAGGUUCUUACACGAUAGCGAAGCUGGCAUCAGAAGAGAGAUUAAAUGGGAGGUCAAUUUAUCAACUCACUUUAGGAGUGAAAGUGAGGCAGAGCUACGUUCGCCCGAUGCUUGGAGUAACAGGCAUGAAAACCGGAGGGUUUAG